Messenger RNA from Aspergillus saccharolyticus JOP 1030-1, 1003 nucleotides. RefSeq lists its product as uncharacterized. NCBI's taxonomy places the organism in Eukaryota, Fungi, Ascomycota, Eurotiomycetes, Eurotiales, Aspergillaceae. The record is from RefSeq and is a predicted model, not a curated record. The transcript is spliced from 4 exons. The coding region runs from base 95 to 1003 and encodes 302 amino acids.
CCAAAGUGAAACCAAGGCUUGAGAAGACAAGUUCUUCGAAGAAGGACAAUACAAAAUUAUAUCCAGCAUUUAGUGCGUAAAUAGAAAGAGAAAAAUGAGUCUACCGUCCAAGCAGACGAUCUCUGGGUCAAUGCGGAGCGAAGAUUUGAACCAGAAUCCCCAGACAAGCAAAGUCCUAGCAUAUUCAAAAUUGAUUCUCGAGUCUGAAUACGGACUCCAACUUCGACUCGGUCAACCUGACUAUCACAAGCAAUCCUGCAACUUUCUUGAAGUCCAAACGGUUGAGGUAGAGCAGAAUAGGUGGAUAUGCCACCUCUGGGAUCAUGACAUCGCUGUUCGAGACCAACUCAGCAAAGUAGUAAGGAGUAUCCUGGUUGUCAAGGAGGUCGUCAGUACGGCUGCACGUGCAAGUUUGCCUGCUUCGAUUGCCUGUGCUGGCAUAAUGGCGUGCUUUACAACCGCUCUCCUUAUCGAAAAUGUAAAUGCAAGACAGAGACACGAGGUGCUUUUAGAUGAAGUCGAGAAAAUUCAGCACAGUAUACACGAACACAACCUACGAGCAGCAACAUCGGUUCGAGACAUGAAGAUCAAAACGUUUCUUCAAAUACUCUACACUUGUCCCGACAAGGAUAGAGAAGACAUAAACAACAGACGAGUUCCUGGAACAUACGAGUGGUUCACAGCCAUCCUACGUCCCAGGCCUGGAGGGAGAGUUCAGACCCUGACAACGCUGGUCUACUAUGGGUCUCAGCCGAUGCAGUUUCCCGGACCAGAGAAGUGUAUCCAGCGCACUGGCAGCUAUCUUACGCCAAGUUUCAUUGCACAGCUCGAGCUCUUCAAAGAUCACAUCCUGGACAAGCUGGAGACUGAUGGAGAGAACAUUGCUUUCUACCGUCAGCUUUUGACAUAUCGAGCGUUGCCUAUAUUACCAUUGCAGAAAUUAGAUGCUAUUGGGCGUGGAGAGGCACCCACCGGUGAGACGCUGAGCUGCUAUUCGACAUGA